UCGUACAACUCUCUCCUCUCGCUUCAGCAUUCAUAGUUUAUAGAUAGUUUUCAAAGAUUCCCUUUCUUUCUCUCUUCCUCUUGAGACCGUCUUUAUCAUGGCUAUCUGUAGUUUUCUAUGUAUCUCUUGUUUAGAAGAUUCUGAGAAAAGACGAUAUCUUUGAAAUGGCCUUUUCUGUUGUUCUUUGUUCUAUGAGUUCUGUUAAUUAUUCUUCUUGAAGAGAAUGACUGUUGAGCCUGUAAUGGACGACCCCAGAGAUCAAUUUCCCAUUGGCAUGCGUGUGCUCGCAGUUGAUGAUGACCCCACUUGCCUCUUUUUCUUGGAGACCCUGCUUCGUAGAUGCAAAUAUCACGUUACGACAACUAAUCAAGCAGUCGCAGCAUUGAGAUUGUUGAGAGAAAACAAGGACAAAUUUGACCUGGUUAUCAGUGAUGUUUAUAUGCCAGACAUGGAUGGUUUUAAGUUGCUUGAGCUUGUGGGCCUUGAGAUGGACCUACCUGUCAUAAUGUUGUCUGGAAAUGGUGAUACCAAGCUUGUGAUGAAGGGAAUUACUCAUGGAGCUUGUGAUUAUUUACUGAAACCUGUUCGAAUUGAGGAGCUGAAGAACAUCUGGCAACAUGUUAUCAGGAAAAAGAAGUUUGAUCCAAAAGACUCAAAUAAUUCUGGCAAUCAAGACAACCCUCAUUGUGGGACUGCUGAAGGAGGAAUCGUGUCAGCUGGGGCACUUUUGGAUCAGAAUGGGAAGCUCAAUAAAAGACGAAAGGAUCAGAAUGAAGAUGAGGAUGAGGAGAAUGAUGAAAAUGGGCAUGAUGACUCAUCAACUCAGAAAAAGCCUCGGGUUGUUUGGUCUGUGGAUCUGCAUCGCAAGUUUGUUGCUGCUGUUCAUCAGAUGGGCAUUGACAAGGCUGUUCCUAAAAAGAUUCUAGAUUUGAUGAAUGUUGAAAAGCUUACAAGAGAAAACGUAGCAAGCCAUCUUCAGAAAUACAGGCUUUACCUUAAAAGACUUAACAGUAUUGUAAACCAGCAAGCUAAUAUGGCAGCAGCCUUGGGCGGUACAGAUGCUUCCUAUUUGCGAAUGGGUUCCCUCAAUGGACUUGAAAAUUUCCAUACCUUGAAUGGAUCUGAGCAGUUUCAUAACAGUGCUUUCAGGUCCUUCCCACCUAGUGGGUUGCUUGGUAGGUUGAACACACCUGCUGGUCUUGGUAUGCGUGGCCUUCCUUCUUCAGGAAUGACUCAAUUGGGUCAUACACAAAACUCAAGCGGCUCUACUAUUGAUCAGGUUAACUUCCAGCAGGUCAUACUUCCUGGAAGCCAUAAUGGAAGUGUACUUCAAGGAAUGCCGACAGCACUAGAACUUGAUCCACAUAUGAAUGGUGUUACUCAUGCCAGAGAGCUCUCCACUGCUAUUGAUAAUAGAACAGUUUUCCCCAUUUCCAGUGGCUUCCCGGAUGCAAAAGUAACCAUUGGUAGCUCAAGCAAUUCUCUUCUUGGUGUUACAAACAACACCUUGAUGUUAGAACAAAACCGUCAAGGAGCUCAAGGUGGCAUAGUAUUUGGAAAUCAGUCCCCUGUUUCAGUGGCCUCUUUAAAUUCAGAAUUUCCUUCCCCCUUGAUGGAUCACAAUAGAUUGAAUGAUAACUGGUCAAAUGCUGCUCAGUCAUCUGGGAUCCAUUCAAAUCCUUUUCCAUUAAAUGACUGUUUUAAACAGCCUAUUCUGCAUCAUAAUAACUUGCAGGACAAUAUGUCUACAAUGGCCUUGCGAAUUGGGAGUAAUCGUUGUGAUGUUUCUUCUGUUACUUCAGUGUCCCCUCAAUUGCAGGAUAUUAGAGCAGGCAUAGAAUGCCAAGCAAACCUGAUCAACAGUAUUAACGAUCAAAUAAGUAAUCAUGCCCCACUACAAGAGUGGGAUGACCAUAAUCAGGAUGGUUAUUAUCGCUCAAAUGUUAUGGGUAGCUCAAUAAACUCUAUGAUCCCUGUGAAUGGUGCUGUGUGUCCAACAGCUCAGGGUUUGGAACCAAAGAACACAAUGUUCCUAGCAAACAUGGAUUUCAAUUCAACUGGACAAUCAAAUUUUAUUGAUACUUUAUACCUGAAAGAUGAUCAGGUUAAUAAAUCUGCAGCAGAGGCAUCACUGAAGUUGAAGCAAGGGCUCCUCAUGGACCAAAGGAAGCCACAAGGAAGUCAUAUUUCUAGUAGUUUUGGCUCGUUGGAAGACAUAGUGGGUGCGAUGGUGAAAGAGGAACAAGAUAAGGUGACACUAAUUGAAGGAGACUUAGGGUGUGACACUUAUUCCCUUCGGACAUGUAUCUGAAUUAAACUUCCACUUCUACCAACAGAAGGAAUUGCCCUAUAAAUAUUUUUCCUUCUUGAUGAGUUUUUCAUUGUUAUAAAGCAUCUGCCAAUGUACCCACUUUUGCCUCUUUAGUUGUAUGAUACUUGAAAAGAUUAGUUUCAGUCCUAUUUAAUUAGCUUCAGCGUAGUCAUUUUUCUUGUUGA
Molecule: messenger RNA, 2496 nt
Organism: Corylus avellana
Lineage: Eukaryota; Viridiplantae; Streptophyta; Magnoliopsida; Fagales; Betulaceae
Gene: RR12
Product: response regulator 12
Biological process (GO): cytokinin-activated signaling pathway; phosphorelay signal transduction system
Molecular function (GO): DNA-binding transcription factor activity; DNA binding
Source: RefSeq, a predicted model, not a curated record